CGGUGUUUGGAAGUCUCGCCAACGUACUUGGAUGUUUGGAAGACAGACUGCCCCAAAAUCUGCCUCCUACUAUUAGGGAAUACGAUUUCAUGCCCAUAGAGAUCAGAUACGGCCUUCUUCAGCUGACAGAAGGGUUGUCUUUUCUUCAUUAUUCCUGUAAACUUAUCCACCGGAACAUCUGUCCUCAGUCUGUAAUUAUCAAUAAACGUGGGACGUGGAAACUGGCGGGAUUAGAAUUCACUGAGAAGUGUGAUGACACAAGCACCAUGAAUUCCGUACCUUGUCAGCCAUUCACCUCUAAACUACCCAAGAUGGCCCAACCGGAUCUUGAUUUUACAGCUCCAGAAGUCCAGAUGUCGUCCACGUGCUCACCGUACAGUGACAUGUUUUCAUUGGGACUACUGGUCUGCUCCAUCAUGAACAAUGGUCGCUCACUUAUUGAAGCCAAUUUAAGCUCCAGCACUUACAGCAAGCAGCUGGAUUUACUAGAACAGAAUUUGCACGAUAUUCUGGACAGAGUACCGUACCAUCUACAAGAGCCACUCCAAAGUCUGUUAAACAUUGAUCCCCGAAGACGACCAAAUGCUCAGAAUUUUUCAAUGAUCAAGUAUUUCAAUGAUCCUUCAAUCCAUGCACUACAGUAUUUGGAUGUCAUCCAAAUGAAGGAUUCAACGCAUAAGUCUCACUUCUACCACAGUCUAAAGGGGGCGCUGCCAAACAUCCCAAGGAAACUUUGGUAUCAGCACGUUUUGCCAUCUUUACAAUCUGAACUACAGUCUCCAGAGGUGUUAGCUGCAGCUCUGCAACCUUUGAUGUUUAUAAUAGAAGAAAGCACAGCAGACGAGUACCAGACGCUAAUUCUUCCUAUGUUCCGAAGUGUAUUCGGAAUGCCUAAAUCGGUUCAGGCUACAGUUACUCUCCUAGAAAACUUGGAUAUAAUUAUGAGAAAGACGCCAAAGACUGAUAUCAAAACGGAUGUCUUACCUAUGAUGUAUACUGCUUUUGAUUCAACGACACCCCAAAUCCAAAGUGCUGCCCUCUACGCACUUGCUCAGGUAGCGGACUUCUUAGAAGAAAAUGCUGUUAGAAAAAUGAUUCUUCCACGAACCAAACAGGUGUUUGAUAGCCACAGCGGAACAAAGGUUCAGGCCAACGCUCUAAUCUGCAUUGAGAAAGUCAUAGACAAGCUGGAGAAAACGGACAUCUUAGACGAGGUACUUCCAAUGCUAAACAAAGCCAGACUUCAAGAUCCAACGAUUCUGAUGCCAGUAGUGAGAAUUUACAAGCACAUGCUCGGAGACAAACGGUAUGGAUUGACCGUUAAUCAUCUAGCCUCAAAGGUCAUGCCUACCCUCAUACCAGUGGUCGUGAGUCCGGGACUUAACUUAAACCAGUUCAAUUGUCUGGUGGAGCUUCUUCAAGAAAUGUUAAACUACGUUGGCAAGAGUCAGAAAAACAAGUUAAAGUUAGAGAAACUUUCCAUGGCCUCUAUGGAAAAUCAUAAUAUAGAGCAGACCACUGGUUAUCCGCAUCGUCCUCCAUGUUUAAGAUUGGAAUCUCGACGAACCUCCAUAAGUAUGGACGACGUAAUCAGACAAACGUGCAGUUCAACAUCCUCAUCCCCCGACUCAAAUUUACUGCGUGUCCAAGCGACGUUACCAGGACGACGUCACUCCGACAACACCAUUCAACCACCAAGAAUUCUGGUAGCGCCCUCUAGCCCUGAAAAUAGCUUGUCACGAGGCCCUAGCGCAGGAAACGUGCAGAUGAGACGUCAUUCCAGUGCUAACCCCCAAGAUAUUAAGUUCCAGGUCAUUACGCCGAAGCCGAUAUCGACUGCUAGCCUGGGAAUUGACUACUUUGCAUCUGGGCGCGGCGCUAGACGUUACUCGGCUACUGCUCUUUACAACACUGUGGGUGGAGCAGGUUUAAGUCCCGCUGGCUCCUCUACUAGUUUACUUAAACAACUCGGAUCCGGAGUGCAACAGCUGUUUUCCAGCAAGUAAACAAACGCACGUGGCCAGCUGUCAGCCUGAAGACCAUGGCCAACACCAGGUGGUAUUUAAACGGGGAAUAAGGAAGAUAUAUCGGGUCAUGUAUCUUUGGAACAACACAAAUUGUAAAGAAUAAACAAAGCAAUAUAUCUGGUAUUUAAGAAGUGUUUUUGAUGUACUACAUAUCCACCUGUUACAAGGCUUCUUUACUUGACUUCUUCAAAUUUAAGUCUAUACAAUCACAAUAUUGCUGUGAAGCUGUGUGUCUUUGUUUUAGUGCCAAUCUUUACGCUAUUGAUCGUAUUAAUUAACAUUAUAAUUUACCUGUUCGUUGUACAUGUUCCCUAUGUAAAUAGUUAUCAACUUUAUUAGAUUUUUAGGGUUAAAUAUUAUUCAAUAUUACAAAAGCUAGCUUCUUUAAAUUUUGUUUCCCAGUUGUUGUUUUUUUUUGUUAUCGAUAAUAAUAGAAAAGAUGAGAACGAGAUAGAAAAUCACUGAACGAACCCGUUAUUAUUAAUCUUGAACGUCUUGAAUUAUGCAAACACUUGAUUGGUGAAUUACUACCGAUAUUUGUUACAUUUAUUACUGUGUGAGUGAGAGAAUUUUUAAAUUCAAAUGUUACCUCACAAGAUUUUUUGCGAUUGUAUUCCAAAGUAGUCAGAAUGAGCUCACUGACGUCACCAAAGUACAACACUGCUCGUUAUGUAAUGUGUAAUGUAAUGAGUGAUCUUAACUGUUGCUAGUUAUGAGAGUAUUUAUCACUUUAUCUGCUACCUAACCUAGUCCUCGACAGCCUCUACUACUCUUUAUCUGCUACCUAACCUAGUCCUCGACAGCCUCUACUACUCUUUAUCUGCUACCUAACCUAGUCCUCGACAGCCUCUACUACUCUUUAUCUGCUACCUAACCUAGUCCUCGACAGCCUCUACUACUCUUUAUCUGCUACCUAACCUAGUCCUCGACUACUCAUUAUCUGCUACCUAACCUCCUCAUUGACAGCCUCUACAUUAAACUUCCUAGGGGGGGACUCUUCCCCAAACUGGGAUACUACACAUUUACUCUGCACAGAUCAACAAGUUUCAAACCUUAUUUCCACUGUUAAUAAUAUUAUAAUCAAUAAUUAUUGUGAGAAUUAAAUACAAAAGUGUGCCGAAAUGACGAAAAAAAAAAGAAGAAUUAAAUGGGAGUUUCUAGUCUUUAGAACAUAUUUUCUGUUUAACUUCGUCUGUAUAAUGCACACGAAAGUUACUUUGUUUUGUAUGCUAGUUUUUCAUUGAAAUCUGCAUAUUUUAUGCAAGAAAAAUGACAAUUUAAGUUGAUUUUAAAAUGCUUUCUGACGAUCAUUUUAUUGGAUUAACAAGCUAUUAAUUUCACUUGUAUAUUGUAUGAACCUUGUUACAAACGAAACAGACUCGUUCAAACAUAUUUCGUACAUUGAGUAUUUAUUUUUAUGGUUAACUUUAAAACAGCUUUGGGUAAAAUGGUGAGACUUCUAAGCACCGUAGAUGCAAAUGUAUAAAAUUAACAAGUGAUGUUUGUUGACUGUUUUACAUGUCUUAAACCAGAGUUUACCCUGUCCAAGAUGGCGUGUUAUUUAGUGUUUAUUCUUCCCGCCAGUAUUGAAAAUUUGGCCAGUGUUCCAUUGUCAAUAUAUAUGGUGUUUGCAUUGUAUCCGAAAAAACGAUCAUUUUAAAUGUCUUUUGAAUGCAAAAUGUGUACUUUAUGCAAUAAGUUCUUGUUUAAGAAAUUGUCAAGAUAUUUAAUUGGUAAGGUGAACGUCAGAGCCAAAGGUCAAUACAGUUGUAAAUGUUCAGUGACAGUGAUUAAGGGUCAUAGAGGUAAAUGUAAAGUGGUCAAGAAUAAAGCCAAUAGUAUGUCCAUCGUCGGUUGUUAAGAUAAAGUGUGAAAUUAUGGGUUCAUUUUAUUUAUAUUAUGUAUAUUCAUUUUUCUACGAAUACUUCUAAUUACCUCUCAAAGUAACUUCAAUGAGUAUUUAAAGGACCCAAUAUCAAAAAGACUGCAGGAAUAAAACAGUAUUACGGAAUUAUUGUACACAGCCAAGACAUCCUCAGUAAAUCGAAUAUUUUAUGAAGUCCAGGCAAAAUCAAUACAUAGUCGUUUUAGUUAAACUUCGUUUGUUUAAACGCAAUGCUACAAAAUGGGCUACCUACGCUGUACCAACCACAAGGAUCGAAGCUCGAAUUUUAUUGUAAUAAGCCCUCAAGCAUGGACUGUUUGGUCGGUAAAUCCAAUGAAAUGUUAACCAAAUAACCGAUAGUUUAAUUUGUUACUUUUAAAGUUUGAACGAAAUGUAUUCUUUUAUUUUCAUUUCUAUUUACAAGAAACCGAACAAUUCUAGCCUCCAUAUUUACCCACACAGUGGGACAAAAGCUUUCCCAAGAAACGCUGUACUCCACUAAAUUGGGAUAUGUUAAAUUAUAAUUAAAUUUAAACAGAUAAAAAACUAAGUAGAAGCCAAUAACAGCUAUACAAAAAAAAAGUAUCCUUCCGCCAUAAAACCAGACUAAUUACUUUAUCACAGCGUCUUUAACAUUUAUAUUAUUAAUUAUCCCUCUUUCCGCGAGAGGGCGUAAUUGUCUAUUAUGAACCGGAAAUUAUUACAUUUAAUUGCUGUUGUAGUUUUUGACCUGGAGUUUGUCUCGGGAUUCGAUGAGUGUCCAAAGUUUUCUGAUGAAUAAACGCCCAGCUUAAGAGCGAUAGGCUUGUGAUUAUAUUUAAAUUAAGAGGCGUAUUUAUAUUUAAACUUUCUUCCACCCCUUUAUGGGAAGUAAAACUUCUGAAAGCAGGAAUGUGAAAUUCUGUAAAUUCAGUCUGCAAGACGUUAAAGUCACACUUCGGUUUACACAAACCUGAUAUGUUGGUUAACGUGUCGAACUGCGAAUCCGAUAGUCCAUGGUUCGCGUCCCUUUGCCGUAAGUCACGCUCCUAACUUUGGGACAGUGAGUGCGUUAUAAAAGUGACGAUCAAAUCCCACUAUUCAAAUUAGAGUAGUCCAAGAGUUGGGGGUGAGUACCGAUGUCUAGCUGCUUUCCCUCUAGUCUAAUUUAUCACUUCAAAAAUUAGGGACGUCAAUGCGCAGAUAGCCACUUAUGUAGUUCUGCGUGAAUAUCUAAUCCAAACAAACAAGCAUUAACACAUUACAGUAAAGGAUGAUGUGGAAAAAAAACGGCUCAGAAUGACGAAUGAAAUACUGAAAACGUUUUUUUUUCUUCUUCAAGCACAUAUUUCACGAAAUGAACCUUGGUGUGUAAUAGCAAUAAAUUAACUUUCUGUGUUAGUGUUUUAUACGUACAAGAUUACAGACUUUUUUUUGUGUUUUGAGCUUUAACGUUUACUGCAAGUCGAAUUGCUCUUUAAGUAUGAAAGCAAGUGAAAUGCAGAUGUUAUAACAUAUAUUUAAUUAAUGUUUUAGUACGCACCUUCCGUUUUGACAAACAACUUCUGUGCACUCACUGGUAAGAC
Limulus polyphemus (Atlantic horseshoe crab) is the source of this 5477-nucleotide messenger RNA. Its product is annotated as SCY1-like protein 2. Lineage: Eukaryota; Metazoa; Arthropoda; Merostomata; Xiphosura; Limulidae. Bases 90 to 2006 code for a protein of 638 amino acids. Gene Ontology annotation, biological process: protein phosphorylation. Gene Ontology annotation, molecular function: ATP binding; protein kinase activity. The transcript is spliced from 15 exons. The record is from RefSeq and is a predicted model, not a curated record.